This is a messenger RNA of Racocetra fulgida, 629 nucleotides long. The record is from the annotation of a GenBank genome assembly. NCBI's taxonomy places the organism in Eukaryota, Fungi, Glomeromycota, Glomeromycetes, Diversisporales, Gigasporaceae.
AAAAAUUAGUAGAAAUGAACCAAAUAGAAGAAACCCAGACAGAAGAAAGCCAAAUGGAAGGAAUACAAUUAGAAAAAGAUCAAGUAGAAGAAAGCCAAAUGGAAGGAAUUCAAUUAGAAGAAAGCCAAUUAGAGGAAAAUCAAGAAGAAGGUUUCGUUUAUCGUGAUACACUUCGAAAACGUAAAAGUAGAAAAGACGAAACGCCUCAGCAACACACAGCUUACCAACAUGAUACAAAUGCGGAUAUUAGUGAACAUGAAGAUGAAUCUGAUUUGCUGUAUACUAAUUCACAAUUGGAGUUUAGUGUGUUUCUCAGAAGUAUGGAAACGGAAAAUGAACGCGAAGAUGAACAGAAUGGGUUGGAUAAUACGGAUCUACAGCUGGUGUUAGAUACAUCUCAAAGUGGCGAUAAUAAUAUAGUUAUACAACAUACUGACCCUCUUUCUGCUUAUCUCAAUAAAGCUGAUCAAAAACUUCUGCAACGAUUUCGUCAUAAAAUGGAUAAAUUGGAGCAUAAACUCUAUGAAUCAAACGUAGAAAGUGAAGAAAAUGUAAUUACAAGCACCUUUGUAUCUCUUCUUCCUUCAGAUAAUAGAGAAGAAACUGCAAUAAAUAAUACACUCAAUUGA